GUAAGGUAGAUUUCUCAGAGGGUUCGUGGAUGUCAAAAUCGUUGAAAAAAAAAUUUAUCCAUAAAUUCGUGUUGAAUCAAUUACCCAUGAAAAUUGCGUUUCUUCGUGCGUGAAUGCGUGCAGUGCCGUGUACCACAGACAGAAGUGUGUAAAUUGUGUGGGUGUACGUGAUACGUGACCGGGUUUUGUUUUGCAAAGGAAUCGCAGAUAGAUAGAGAAAAAAAGACGUCGGUAAUGGCGGAAGCCUGAAGACGGAGCACUCGCCUUCUUUUUUCUUGCCCUCCGCAACACUACACAGCCCCUCAGUGAGCCACCCACCCUGUUCACCCACUGGGUAUUGGAGUCAGGAAGUGCGUGGGCAACCGGGGCAGCACGAUGGGCGAUGAGCUCAAAGAGGAUGGCUACUUGAACGUCGAUGCGGACUCGACGCACAUUUUUUACCAUCCCAACCUGAAUGUGAUUCUCGUUUUUACAAAGACUGGCGAUGUGAAAGUCAUUGACGUGAAUUCUGGUGUCAUUCUGCAGUCUUGCCCACUUGCUGCGGAUGGUGAGAAGAUAAGCGGACGGUACCUACCGAAGCAGGAUAAGAUACUUCUGUGGAAUGAACGGAAUCUCGGUAUCCGUGGUGACUACAAUGGGGUCCUGUUGCUCGAUACAAUUCUCCAGACUCCCGUAAAGCAGAGCGAUGACAUUGUUCGCCUCGAGCUCCUCUACUCCGAGGCAAUGCUCUUUCUGCAGUGCAUCCAGAGCCUGGAGGAGAAUGGGCUGGAGAACACGGCGGACGUGAGUAAUGAGCUAAUGAAGAAGAUCAUGGAGGCACAGCUGCAUGCGAAGAAGGGCAUAAAGGCGCAAAAAUGGAACAUUAUUUGCCUCGAAUUGCCCCAUUCGAGCUUGAAGAUGGUGGCGAAUAAUGUGCUGUAUCAGCUAAAACGCCUGGAUCGUCACAUUCCCGCACUGGCGAUUGCGUCAGCCAUCAAUGAACGCCUCACGGAUCUCCUAAUUGGCAGCCGACUUCUGGAUUCGCUGACUGGUGGAAAUGCCCAGAGAUCCCUCAUGUUUUCCGAAGCUGCCCGGCGUCAAACAUUUGAGCAGUGGCCCCAUAUGGACUACAAGUGGGCACUUCCGGAUCAAAUGGCACAGGCUGGCUUCUAUCAUCAGCCGGGGGAAUCGGGUGACGAUCGUGCCAUGUGUUUCACAUGCAGCGUAUGCCUCGUGUGCUGGGAAAAGACGGAUGAGCCGUGGAGUGAGCAUGAACGUCAUUCACCAACUUGUCCCUUUGUGAAGGGUGAGUACACCCAGAAUGUCCCUCUGUCCGUCACGUACGCCACAAGUCCCGCGAUAGCAACAAAUGGCUUCUCCAUUGUGUCACGUGGUGACGAUCGUAACCUCAUGUGCACCGGAUGCGUGGGCGGGGAGGUGACUGUGUGGAAUAUUGAGCGGAAUCUCAAGAAGAUCCUGACUUUCCGCGUGGGUACAGAGGAGAAUUUGCUGAAGGCCCACAGUGUGUAUGUACUGCAGAAGUUUGCAAAGAUUGACAUGGAGCUGAAUGCCAUUGGGACGUACUAUGCGACGAAUGUUGUUGUGCCACCACCGAGUGUGCCCAGCAGUAGUGGCACGUUGAUGAUUGAUAAUUUCCCCAAGAAGAAGCCACCGGGAAUGCGAAAUAAGAUGAUUGGGACGAAGAUUUGCUGCGGAAUUGUAGCGAAGGGCAGUGAGAUGAGUGCGAGUGAUGCAAGGGGGACGGAAAUGGCGAUGAAUAUUGAGAAUCAGGCCAAGAGUAGUGAGUACGGGAUUGAGAUUCCGAGCAAUUGCAUGGAAUUGGAUGAGAAUGAGGAGGAUGAUGAGGAGCUCUUCCUCGUAAUUUAUGAUAUUGUUGAUGGGAAUAGGGAGACAAUGAGUAGUGGGGAUAAGGCACCGCCGGAAGAGCCAAUAAUCCUGGAUACACUGCAGACGCAUGGGCAGGGACAGGAUGGGGGUGCCAUGAAGAAGUCUUCGUUGAAGAGUAUUGAAUUGCCGGAACGAUCGGAUGAGGAUGCCGUGAAGAUGUUCACAGAUAUGGCAACAGCUGAUGAUUUAGACAAUAUCCCCGAGGGGAAGGAUAAGAUUGAUCCGAUGGAGGAUGAUUUCUUCCUUGAGACAUCCCUCCUGCCGGCAAACUACAAGUCCAAGAUCACCGUGAAUGGAACAAUUGAUUUUGGGGCAUCACCACCGGCAAAGAGUAUUGUUAAAAUGCCAACAAAGAGUCACAAGGAUGACAUUAAUUGCGUACCAAUUCAGUGCAUUUCACUCAAAUCUCUCGCAUCGGAUUCCUACAGAAUUGCCGACAUCAUUCCAUCGCACGAUGAGAAAUUCCUCCUUGUUGUUCUGCGGCAGCAAAUGACGCGAGAAAUCCCCAAGAAUCCCGACAAGAUCAUCACGCCAGACACAGAGGCACCAACAAGCGAUGUUGGGGAGUGUGAGAAGAUGGAAAUUGGUGAGGAGGACACGGUGGGAAAGGAGGGAGAUGAUAAAUCACAGAAUUUCUGCCAAGUUGAGAAUAUGACGCAACUUAUUCUCUUUAAAAUCCAAGAAGAUGGUUUCCUCAAUGAGACUCCGCACUGUGUGAGGCAUCUAUUUGAAGAUGCAACACCCCUGGAGAUUUGUAUGCUUCCGGGGUAUGAGAUGGAGCGCAAAGCGAGCUCUCAAGAGACAAAGGAUGGUGUCUUUGUGAUGACAUGCAUGGAUGGGACGUUGAAGCUUCUUGCUCUGUCCACACUGCGAACAAUCUCCGAAGCAAGCAUUGAUGGGGUUAAAUUCAUCUCAGCCACAUACUGUAAGAGCUUGGAGAGGAUGUGUGGAUGCACAGAGAAGGGAUCACUGCAUUUCUACUCUUUCUACGACAUGGAAGCUGAUUCCGGGGAUGAGCAUGAAGAGCACAAUACGACGUUUAUUGUCUCGGAUUCCUCAUUGUCGGAUGAUUCAGUUGUUUCGGAUGUGAGUGGAGUAACGCACAAGAGGACAGCAAGUAGUGGCUCAACAGCUCCAUCCACAUCAACAGCCGGCUACUCGGCGAGUCAUCAAUCAGACUCAUCGACCAAUUUGAUAGCACACAAGAGUGAAUUGUCCGUCAAUGAUCUCAAGCUAGCCUACGCUCUGACGGAAUUUGAUGAGAUGCUAACACCCUACACGGCUGAAGUUCCCGUGUGCUGGAGUGAAUUGGUUCAAGCGCAGAAGGUGCGACGUCAUCCGCAGCACCUCAAGCCAGGAGACGAUACGCAUUUGACGAAAACUUGGCGUCUUCACAAUGAUGCGACAACUUGGGAUGAGCAUUUGAUUGAAUUGUGUUUGCCGAAACAAGCCUCUUUGGGGCAUAUUGACUUCAAAUUCAAUCUCUACCAGCAAUGCAGCAAUCCCCCGGCUAUUCAAAUCACGCUCCUCAAGCAAUUCUCCAGUGGUUUUGGGUAUAGAAUGAAGGCACCCGCAACGAAUGUUGGGAAUGCCCCAGUUGAUGAGAAUAUUGAGUUUAAUCUCAAUUCAUCAGAAAAUCCCGUUUUGUCGGUGGAAUACCUUCAAACACACAACGCUGAAAUCCUCGCGGGACCCAUUGAAUUGUCCUCAUGCAUGGAUUUGAGUGAACAAAGUGGCACAGUGACCCUCACGAGCCCCAAAUUGUUCCGGACCAAAGGACGUAACUAUCUCAUACACAUCAAAACCAUGAAUGAUCCGUCCAAAGAUAGUCAAGGAAAGACACGAGUGCCAGUUAGAAAAAAAGGCAUUUUGCGCUACCUGUCAUUUGCAAAUCAUGAAACACGUUGUAAAAGCAAAAAAGUGCCAAAUGAGACUUCUUAUUCAUUUUCCCAAGAAAAAUCAUCAAAAAAGUCCGAUAAAAAUUCCUUCUACAUAGGAUGUGACUGGCUCCAUGAGAUCUCCAUUACUGUUCGCAGCACAAAUCCAAUGUGCCGAAUGGUGAGUGAACGCUCCCAACGGAGUGCAAUGCUGGAGAGUAAUGGAUUCCUCGUGAAUCUGCUGAAGACUGCAUGCGAUCCGACUGUUGCAAUGACACAGAACAUAUCAUUGGACAUAAUCUUGUGGAUUGUUUCGAUACGAAUGGCACGAUAUCGAUCACCGAGGAAUACCGAGAGCACCUUCCCGGAUGUGCAUUCACUGCAGAAGGACUGCAUUAAGAUCAUGGAGAUGCAUUUGAGUGAAUUUAUCAAGAGUUGCAUCCUCUAUGGGAAUCGCAGUGUGGCUCAUAAAUGCGUCAAGAUCAUCCUUGUGGCGCUUGAGGGUGCCCACAAUAUGAAGUACAAAAAGGCACCAAAUUCAUCAUUUGAGGAAGCACUGAAGAAUGGAAUUUUGGAAUGUUUCCCCCAUAUAACGAGCAUAAAGUAUGCUGGAGCCCUUCGUUGGUUCACGCUGAUGAUUUGCGGGACAUCCAAUUUGGAAUCUUACAAUUCCAUUGCAAGUGAAUGCUUGCGAUUGCUGUUGAGUGUCUCAAAGGAGAUGAGUAAUCGAUUUAAUGCCUAUUCAUCCCUUUUGAGGUCACGAUUUGGCCUCUAUGGGAUGCCCUUUGAACUGGAACUCUUCGAUGCGGAUCUCCCAACUUCAGCAAAGUAUGCAGCACUUCCCACAACAUUUGCCAGCAUUGUGAAGUCAGCAACAUCGCAGAAUCCCUCGCAGGGAGUGGAUUUGAAGAACUUCUUCACGAGUGAUGGGUCAGAGUUGAAAAUGUUGCCAUUUCACAUGAGGAAACGCGGGAUUGGGAAUCAAUUGAAGGGCCUCCUGGAGGUUGAAACACUCCAUUAUACGUGCAUUGCUGCAAGUGAGGCGACAAGACUGGAGAAUAUGGACUCAAUAUCAGCGGCACAGGCAACAUUUGAGACACCAACAGUGAGUAAUAGUGUGGAGCAGAUACCCAAUGAUACGUCAAAGAGUAAGGAGGCAAAUGGGGCGAAACUUGAGAAUGGAAUUGAUGAGAGUCUCGUUGUUGUGAAGAAUAAUUUAGUUGAUAAAAUCUUCUAUUCAGCCCUGAAGAAGCAUAAAGUUAAGGAACCCACGCAGAAGAUGUACGCCGAUGUGAUGGCGAGUGUUUCGGGGGUACAGUCAAAGGAUCAAACAAUUGAUCCACUCAAAUCCAUGAAGGACAUGAAGAGACUCGUGAAGAUUUUGAAGAUUGACAUGGGGAGUGAUUUUGGGGGAAUGGACGUGGAGGCGGAUUCGCAGUAUCCGGACACAAGGACGAAGAUUAAGGCACUUGGGGAGAAGAUGCAGCAGUACAUGGAUGAGACGGAGGAGAGUAGCAAUAUCCUGCCGUGGCAUAAACUCCUGAGUUUGCCACCGAAGCAGAUGAUUGUGAUUGAUCGUAUGCAUUCAGGGGCGAGGAGAUAUGUUAUACUUGACUUUGGGAUGCCAAUCAUGCUGACGGAUCUCGUGAUCCCAGCGUGUGAGGAUCUUGCGUCGCUUUUCAUUGAUAUUUGGUGCUUUGAGGAGGAAUCCGACAGUAUUCGUCUGGCUGUGUCGGCUGAUAUUGGUUCAAAGACACUCGUUUUGAGUGAUCUACAGCCACCACCUGUCUUCCGGUACAUGAAGAUCACGAUCACGGGGAGAUAUGGGAUGUCAGCGACACGAUGUAAGAUCCCAAUUGGAACGUUCUUUGGGCAUGCCAUCGUUAUGGAGUCUGAGAGUUAUGCUGAUCCAUUAUCAAAAUACUUGAAAACAAAGACAUCAAACCUUCCGGCUCAGCUUAAGAUCCUCCAUUCACUCUUUGAGGAUGUUCACUGUCGCUACAGUCUGGCAAGUAGCAAAUUGAUGGAGCUGCUGGAUCCCCUGUUGAGUAGUGAUGCCUCAAAUAUGUCCCACAUGCAGGCCUAUUUGUAUCGCAUGAAGGAGAGCGACGACUCCCUGGCGGAUCAUUCGAAGAUCAUCAAUAUCUACGAUGAUUGCAUUUCGUUCCAGCAUCAAUUGAAUGUCAUUAAGAAUGUCAUUGCACGCCUUGAGGGGGCUCUGGAGGAGAAUCCAACGAAUCCUCGGGAUGCCCCACGACUGACAAUGGGGGAUAUUUGCACGGAUAAGCUGCGUGUGCUGAGUGAAUGCCUCAUUGAGGCUCUCUUGCACUUUGUCGUGGAAUUCGGGACGCUCAAUACGAGCGCAAUGGCCGUGGCGUUCAAUCAGAAUGCCUGCGAGACAAUCUUCAAUAAUCUCGUCAUUUGCAGCGAUACUCACAUGCAGCUGGCCACGUGUUCGUUCCUCGUGAAGAUGUGCUGCUUUGAACCGUGGUGGGGAGAUUUCAUUGCGAACAUCUUCACUGUUUGGUAUUCAUCGCAGAACAGCAAAAUUUUUCCGCAGGAUCGUGUCUUCUUCCUCCUCACGUAUCUCGGGAGGAAGAGCAUCACAAUGGGCUCGUGUAGGGUGACGGUGAUUGAUGCAGUUCUCAAGACCUUGGCGAAGUUCCUCGCACCACUUUCCACCAACUACCGCAUGGAGUUCUCAGCGGAGGAUCAAGAGCAGGAUGGAAGGAAUGAUUUCUGUCACUGGGCCAGUACGGAUCUUCAGCUAAUUGGGUGGCUUCUACUCUUCCUCUCAGUCUGUCUCGAUGACUGUGGCGACAAGAAGGAUCAAUCGUCAGCUCGAUGGGAUUUUAUGUCCAGCGAAGUGGACAUGAGUCGGGCAAAGAGUCAAGGAUCAAGCAGCACGCGCCUCUUUACGCGUUCCUUCAAGAAGCGUUUGUACCAGAAUAAGAUUCCCUGCUGUACGUACAGCAAUGAUUCGCAAUUCUCCAUCGCUUCGAUGACUUCCAUGGCACAGAGUCCAUUUGCAAUGCAUGGGCAGCUAAUGCCGACAUUUGAUGUGCCCCAGAAGCAGGAUUCAACGUACAAAGAUAUCUUCCUGAAGAAGACAAUGCAGGGAAAAACCUUCCCGGCAUACCUCAUUGAUGCAUCGGCAAAGGUGAAGUUUAAAAUGUCCAAAGCAACAACAACAGCGGCGGCGGCGGCGUCAUCAUCAGCUCCAGCGUCGUCCACAUCGAGUGCGAGUCAGAGUGCAGCCACCCCGACGCCUGUGACAACACCCCUUCCGCCUGUUGUGACGAAGGAAUCCCUCGUGGAUGGGAAUGAGUCUCCCUUUGAGCGUGCUCUGCGUGCGAUAAAGCCACAGAAUACAAUUAUUGUCAUCCGGGGAUUGAUUGGAUUGAUCCUUGGGAUGGAUUUUACGUGCAACAUGGAUUUGUUCCUCCUUGCAUGCAAGAUCAUUGCACGUCUCGUCUCAUCGUGCCGUUCAACCAUUCAAUUGUCGAAGAUCAUCACAGCGGCACAACUGCAGCAACUCAUACGGAUUGCCGUGUGGGAGGAUCAGCAGCAACCGUGGGCAAUUCAUGCCAUUACGUGCCUCCUGCAGGAUAUCCUGGAGACAGAUCGGAAUUUCAAAUGUGAUCUCGAGGAAGGUUUCAGCGGUGGGGCACAGCCAAUGGAUUUGGGGACAGUGGACAGUGGGAGUAUGGAUGAUUCCUCCCUGGAUUACGUUGUGGACAAUGAAGUGAUGCAGUGCGUGUUGGCGAAGAUUGAAACGAUGCAACAGCAAACGUCCACGGCUAACAAGGAUAUUUCCUACGCAGAUGCACUCAAAACGAAACUUCCUUCGCUGAUGGAAUGCGAGGAUGCUGAGAUGGAGGACCUCCUGGAUGAUAUCUUCGAUCAUGGGAAGAAUAUGAUGGCUCGGAAGGAUAAUACGAGUCAAAAUAGAACAGUUUUCGCCGUAAGCUACAGAUCCUUUUUCUCAAGGAGCGUCUCAUGUGCCAUGGAUGCCCGUCUGGAGUAUGGUUUGGAGAGUAAUAUUGAGAUAACAUUGCGACGCCUCUCAAUGGCAGCUUCGUUAAAUCUCUUUGCCAAUUGGCCACCCGUAGCAGCAGAUGGGGAACUUUUUGAGUCAAAUGUGGAUCUCCCGGCGUGGCCUGAGCACAUUGUGCAAGCGUGGUCGUGUCCGGAGUACUCUCAGGGCUACCCAACGCACAUUAUGCUCAUCCUCGUGUUUGACAACAUCUUCUCGGAUUUCCAUGAAUCCUGGCUGAAUCUUGAGCAAAUCCUCCAAAUGUGGCUCACACUGAAUGGCGAGCUGGGCGAUAAGACACCAACGGGGAAUUUUAUGGCCAUGGAAGCUCCAAGAAUUCCCUUUGGGAGGAACGCCAUUCAGGGCUUGCUGUCUGCGCUGUCGUGGCAUCCAAAUAUAAAACUCCGUGCAUGGUGUUUGGGGUUCCAGUGUUUGGCACUAGCGUGCAAUACGAAUAAUUUUGAUUGGUUGAAUGCUGAGUACACACUUGAGGAUCUCACGCAGACACAGUACAAUCGCAUGGGGACGUUCAUUGUGAAUAAUCAGAAUUUCGAGAAGAUGCUCCUGAGAUUCUUUUCCGGCAGUGAUAUGUGUUCAUCUGUCUUUGAUGUUAGUCGUUGUUCUGGUCCGACGGCGUGCAAACUACUCCAUGAGCUCUUUAAGCGCCUCGAGGUGCAAACGGAAAAGUGCAACACAAAGAGGAAGCUCAAGGAAACCCUUUUAAUGGUGCUUCAGAGUCUCAUCCAGCCAAAUGGUGCAAUUGCCAAUCAACAAGGUCCAAUUGAUGCUCAAAAUCAACUUAUCAAGGAGCUCACAUCCUACCAAUACGAGAAGACUGAUUUAGGAAUAGCAAUGAGUAUCAUUGAGAGUGUUUCUCACCUCGUGUACAAUAAUAUUUCCAACGCUGAAAGGAUGUAUUGUCAAAAGUCAAUGGAUAAUAGCAAGAAUUACAAUACUUUUGGAAGUAUUUUCGCCACUGUUUUAGGUCCGGAGAAUACAGCUAAAGCAAAGACAGUUUCGGAUAAUUCGUUGCUUGUGAAUCUCCUGAAAUUAUCCACAAUUCUCGUGCAGACUGUCCUUCCACGUGAUGGCGAUGAAUCAAGCGGAGGAAGUGAGCCGCUUAGUGAGUCAUUUGAGAGUCAAACGGAUGAGAUAAAGGCAGAGCAGCAGAACAAUGAGCAGAAUCGUGUGAAGGUGCCAUGUGUGGCUGACACAGUGCUACAGCACUAUCCAACAAUGACACGUCUUCUGGGUUCCCUGUCCCAUUGUUCAAGCUCAUCCUUUGCCCUCCUUGCUGCUUCCGCCAUGUACUCCAGUGUGAAUCCCCUGGACACAAAUAGUGCCUUCGGGGAGCCUCAAACGGUAGCCGAUGCGGUGUUUCAGCUACUAAUGUUGCUCAGCAAGAAGGCCUCACUCCCCGUGCUGGUUGUUAAGCCAAUUUAUCUCUUCCUCAAUACAACCUUCCAUCAGAGAGCACUGCCAAAGUUACAGCUUUCAGAGCCAUUCCUCUGGUUCAUCCUGCGUGUCCUUGAUUCCCCCGCAACGGUGUCAAUUUUCACGGAAAUGGGUGGGAUUAAGGUGCUCUGUCACAGCCUCGUGCGGAGCAAUCGAACAAUGAUUAACAUGCAACCAGGACUCGUUUCGAUGAUCAUGCAGCACCUCACACCAAAUAUCGCUCCAUCAUCCAGUGCAGCGGCAAGUGUGUCAAAUGGCACGAAGAAGAGCUCACAGGCUGUGAAAUCAGUCGAUGGAUUGAUUAAUUUUGCACCCUUCUGUAGCAUUUCCUCGGACAUUUCCACAGCACAGCAGGCGGAUGUUCUCAUUCAGAUUCCAACGCCAUCCCAUCGACGUGCCCGAACAGCUGCGUGGAAUUACAUGUUCUACCCGAAUGAAUCGUACGUUGAUCUCACAAUUACCUUCCCAACAGCUGUCCUCCUCUAUGAGAUUCAACUGCAGCCACAUCUUCUCUCACUCGCUUCCUGCCCGUACGCUGUGGCUGUUGAGAUUACACGCGACAACGCCAUGCCACCCAUUCCCAUUUCGCAGCCAAUGCCAACAGUGGGACUCACGUGUAUCCGGCUGAAGUUGAAUCAACCGGAAAUUGCAACAAGUAUCGUCCUUCGGUUGUACCGUCCACGCGAUAGCUCCAACAUUGGGCUGACACAGAUCUCCAUCUACGGCACGACAACCUUCAGUGAUGCCAGCAAGGCCGCAAUGGUGGGGGAUCAGCUGAUGGAUGAGGAGAAUUUGGCUAAAUCAAGCCUCGGGUGGCUACGUGUCCUCGCACGAUGCUUCAGUGUGGCCACGUACAAGAAUGACGAGACAAUCUCCAAUGCUGUGAUCUCUGCAGCAGCAAACUUCCCGGACUUUUUGGAAGCUUGUUGCAGUCUCCUCAAUGUUGCCCCCCAAACAUCCACAAUUGCUCUGCAAAAUCUCGAAACAGUUCUCCUGAAAUUGGGGCUCUUCAGCAAGGAAUUGGGCUUGAGGCUGAUAAAUAUUCUCCUGAAGAACACUGUGCCACAAUGCCUGAAGCUCUGCAAUGAUUCCGUGUCGGAUUUGUUGUAUGAUCUGUGUGUGCAUGAGGAUGAUUUCACGCGUGAUCGUGUGGAGGCGAUGGUGAUGUGGGUACAGACACUGUACGAUAGUAUCUAUGAGAAUCUCGUACAUCCCACAAAUCCCUACAGUGGCUUCAUCAAGUGCUUAGCCUCAAUCCUGUGGACGGUGCAUACGCGGCAAUUGGCGGCAAAUCUCGAAGCUCUCAUUACGAAGGAACUCUUUCAGUCUGUGUACAAGUGGACGCUGAUCCUGGACAAUGGGGAGCCCCUGAAGAAGGCCUUUGAUGCAAUGCUUUGCUCAAUUUGCUGCAUUCGCCCGGAGAUGUUCCCGCUUCUCUUGCGAAGGAUGAAUGUUCUCGUGCCGAAUCUUUCAACGGAUCUCGGGGCGUGUAUAUCGGAUGACAGGAAGGAUACAGGAAUGACGACGGAUGAUACGAAGCAGGAGGAAUCGGAUACAGCUGAAUGGUAUAGUCAUCUAAUGAUUGAAGAUAUUUCCGAAUUAAAUCUCACAAAGAGUCAACUCUCGACGAUUGCAAUGGCCUGUCAGUCAACGCUGGCAAUUCAUCAGCUUCUCGACUCUGGCCUUCCGCGUCUCCUGACUUCAGUUAUCCUGGAGUUUUGCCACAAAAUCUCCAACAUUGCAGCUGCAGCAGAAGAGCCAGCUGACCCAACAAUGGCGGAGACAACGUGCUUGACGGAUUCAGCUAAAGUUGAGAGUACAAAGAUGAUGGAUCAGAGUCGAGGGAAGAAGUAUCCGAUGGUGAGUGUGGCAACGUGCGCAGAGAUCCUGAAUUUCUUCUCUGAAGUCUGCACGGAGGGAAGCAUGCGAGAUUGGUUGGGAUCGUACGAGGGAUCGGUGUUUUGGAAACCCCUCUUGGAUAUUCUCUGCAACAUUCGCCCAUUGAAUGCUGAUGGGCAGAUUGAGACGAAUUACUCCUACCUCGAGGAUAGCAUGAUAAAAUUCCUGUCAAAGGUCACAGCGUGUCAUCCGAAGAAUCAGGAAACACUCACGGUGAUCCUCAUUUCGGUCAUCCGGAAGCCAGCAUCGGCAAAAACACUCAAGCAGAGUAUCUCGGGAUUCACGCGAAGGCUCGUUCUGCAGCUCUUGCUGGAGAGUGAGAGGAUCCUUGUGUCUGUUCACAGUGAUAUGUCACUCCAUCGUCGAGAGCAGAGUAAUGCCUUCAUCAGCAAUCACCCAUCAAGGCGUCCCAAUGCCCACAAUCUCCUCUUCCUCAUGAGCACGCAUACAAAAUGCCAAGAGAUCCUGGAGAGUUGCAUCACUGUCUUCUCAAAUAUCCUCCCAAAUACCCAAUCUGGUGGGGAUUCCAAGGGCAGCUCAGCUGAACAAAUAACCCCAUCAACAUCACACAUUACUGUGUCCGGGAAUGGAUCAGCCAGUAGCAAUGGAGGAACGUCAACGGGUGGACAGAAUUCCUCAAGUAGUGGGAAGUAUUCGUCGUCGAAGAAUGAUUUGUUUGAGAUGGCUCUGGGGCAGGGAUUGGAAGUCCUCAGUGUUGCUGCGGGUGUUACGGCCAAGGAUAAGAGGUUGAAGGAUGUCCGGAAUCAAGCGGCAGCGCUGAAAGCCAAAGAGCUCCUUCCGCUCUUGCGUGAGUCCUUCAGUAGAUUGCGCAAUGAGGAGUCAAUGUCGACGAAUCAGAUGACAAAUUGUGCCCAAUUGAUGCACGCCUCGUGUCCAGGAGUUAUUCUCACGUCUGACACGACAGUUUCGCAGAUUCUCGCCAUGCUGCACUCAUCGGGAGUUUCUCUCUCAACGCCGUGCAUUAGUUUGAAUUUAGUUCAGGGAAGGAAGCAGCCAGAUGACAUAAGUGAUGACACACUGAUUAAGGCAUCAGAUUUCGAGCCACUCCCAUCGCCGUUGCAGAUCUUUUCAAGCCACGGAGGAUUGUCCCUGUUGGCGCACUACCUGCCAACAGUCUAUCCGGAUACACCGAAAAGCAAUGCGGUGCACCAGGAGAAGGAUAAAAGUCCACCGGCGAGUGAAUGGGUGAAGGUGGAAGCCAAUGAUGACAUCUAUGAGGAUCUGGAUGAUGGAAUGGCCGAACAGGGAUCCAAGCUACCAGCCAUCUCCUCAGUCCCUCAACAUUCACUCUCGGCUUUUGGGCUCUUUUUGCGUCUCCCACCGUAUUCGGAUGUCCUUCUGCGGGAUAAAACACGUGCUCAGUGCUUGCUGCGGCUUGUCCUUGGGGUAACAGGAGAUGGGGAAGGAAAUGAAAUUUAUAGCCUCUCCCUGGCUUCGACGCUUCCAACGCUUCCAUUUGAGGUAUUCAGGCAGCUUCUGGACAGCUCCCCACUGACCACAGACGAUGGGGUUCUCUUACGACGAAUGGUCAUUGAAGUGGGCGCCAUAAAUCUCGUCUUAAACUGUUUGAGUAUCUUUACGCAUCACACUCAGCAUAUUGUGCCGAAUGUGGUGGAAGCAGCAGUGGCCAGUGUUGUCCUCCCACCGUCAGAUGUGCCCCUUCCAGCACAGAAGGCUUCAACGCCAACGGGGAAUGCCAUUGGGGGUGAGGAGAGUCUCACAUCGGAUGACAAGAGUCACGUUUAUUGGGCCAAAGGAACGGGCUUUGGGACGGGAUCAACGCAGCAAUCGUGGGAUGUGGAACAGGCAUUGUUGCGGCAGAAGAAUGAGGAAGAGCACGUCACGGUGCUCCUUCAGGCUCUCUCCAGCUACAUCAAUCCAGGGGAUAAAUUCCCACAGAGUUCCAGCGAUGAUCCAGGAGCUUAUCAUGAAGUUUGCGAAGAUACUCCGGAAUUGCCGUCAAUCUUCUUUGAACUCCUCCAGCAGUCUUGCCUCAUUCCAGCACUGUGUUCAUAUCUUGGGAAUGAUUCUGUCUUGGACAUAACACGACAUAUUCCACUUUAUAGAGCUAUUUUGCAGCUUUUAAGAGCAAUUGCUCUGUCAAAUCAACUUGUUUUGCUUCUUCAGCCACAACAGAAUGAGAGUGGAAGUACAAUAUCCAUUGCCACACUCCUGUCCAACAUGAAGAGCUGCGUUGACACCUACGCGAGCAGGCUGAAAUUCAAUAAGAAAUCCAAUUCAAAGGGACGCGUUUUUAUGUCGUGCGUCGAUGAGGGUGACGACGAAGGAUUAGCCCUACUAAUUCCUGACAUUCAGGAUACGACUUUUCUCGUUUUGAGAGCAACAAAUGCCGACAAACAUCCCACCACAGCUGACGAUGCGGGUACAAUUGAUCGUCCCAUAUCACGAUCACUUGAGCAGAGGUACAUGGAGAUUAUGAAGAAGCUGCAAUUUGAUACGUACGAGAUGAUUUCAGAGACGGAGAAUGGGUACAGAUUUGUCGUUUCGUAUCACUUUGAGAGCAAUAUGCGAAUGUCCGGGGAUCGUUACCAUCCAAUUCGUGUGAAACGCCUUGCCCAGGAGACGGUGACACUAUCAACGAGUCUUCCACUGUCGUACAGUAGUUCGGUGUUUGUGCGAUGCGACACCGAUCGGCUGGAUGUGAUGAAGGUGCUGAUUACGGGCCCAGCAGACACUCCCUAUGCGAAUGGAUGCUUUGAAUUUGACGUCUUCUUCCCACCGGACUACCCAAAUUCCCCAAUGAUGAUUAAUUUGGAGACAACGGGCCGGCAUACGGUUAGAUUCAAUCCUAAUUUGUACAAUGACGGCAAAGUAUGCCUAUCGGUGCUAAAUACCUGGCAUGGGCGUCCCGAGGAGAAGUGGAAUGCUCAAACGUCGAGUUUUCUGCAGGUUCUUGUGUCGAUUCAGAGCUUAAUUCUCGUUCCGGAGCCCUAUUUCAAUGAGCCAGGCUUCGAAAGGAGUCGCGGCACACCGAGUGGAACACACAGCUCCCGAGAGUACAAUAGCAAUAUCUAUCAAGCGUGCGUCCGGUGGGCAAUGCUAGAGCAGAUUAAGAAUCCAAAUCCCUGCUUCAAAGAGGUGAUUCACACACAUUUCUGGCUCAAACGCAAUGAGAUUUGCACGCAAAUUGAGAAGUGGAUUGAGGAAUUGUCAAAGCCGCAGUAUUCAGAGCGCAAUGGGCGCAACAUUUCGUUCAAUUCAAUGGUGCUGAGGCGUCAGUAUCGGCAUUUGCGCGAAGAAUUGGCCAAUUUACCAACCCCCGAAGGGCUCGAAGAUCUGGAAUGUCCCUUCCUGGCGACUGUCCCCACGAGCCCAAAGGCGAGUGAAUGUGGCACACAGACAUCGAGUGGUGGUAGCUCAGGGUGCCCGUGCCCAAGUAGCGGCGGGGGCAACACUUCGCCAACACCCUCGCAAUUGCCACCGCUUCAGGCCAUGGAUACAGCUGUGUCGAGCGAUGGGACAACCAUAUCGGAUCUAAUGGAUGAAGAUGAAAAUCCCGGACUUGGGUAAAGAAGAAAACAAACAGCGCCCCGGGGUGAGUCAGCAGCAGUUCUCUUUUUUUUCUUCUUUAUUUUAAAUUUGAUUAACAAAGAGGAGAGAAAAAAAUAAGACAGUGGAUAAAAAAAAAGAAAUUUUUGGCAAAGAGAAGAAGAAGAUAAAUCCACAAUUUAGAAACAAAAUUCGCAUCAGGAGAGUCAGCAGGAGAAAUCAGACCGAACGAACCAAAGUUUACGUUAAUUUUGAAAAUGAUUUAGAUAAAAAAAAAAAAAGAAAAACCCUCUUUGUUUUUUCAUCAUUAAAAUAUUUAUUAUUUCAACAAAAUAAACACGAAAAACAAAUCAUUUUGAUCGUGAUAAUGGGGAUCACAUUACAUGAGGAGGGAGGGUGAGAGAGAGAAAAUAAAAUGCCUCCGAGAGUUGGAUAAAAAAAGGCAGUGUUCAAGCAUUUAGGGAGUUUUUGACGAUGUUUUUUUUUAAAUAUAUAAAUAAAUUAAAAGAAAAUGCACACUAAAUAAGAUUUAUCUGUAGAAGAAAGAAAAAAAAGCUCCAAAUGCAUCGUUAAAUUUUUUUCUUUAACUUAUUUCAAACUUCCUUUCGUUCCUUUGUUUGUUUUUCUUCCUUGUCCUCUUCAUUACCCUUUUUUCGUUUCCUUUUUUUUUAUCAUGGCAGUUAAAAAAAAUAUCCAAAAAAUAAUAAAUUCUUUACAAUGUGAGAAAAAAAAGAAUAAAAAGGGGUGGGAAGGACAUUUAGAAUAUUUGAUAAAAAAAAUGAAAAUAAAAUAAAAAAAAACAAAAAAUAUCAUAUAAAUUAUUUUAGAAAUCGAUGAACUAUUCUUUUUGUGAUGAAAAACAUGAUUAAAUAAUAAUGAGUGUGUAACGACUGUGAAGACAUAUUAUUAUUAAAAUGAAAAAAAAAAUUGAAACCGAAGACAGAA
This is a messenger RNA of Lutzomyia longipalpis, 15630 nucleotides long. RefSeq names its product baculoviral IAP repeat-containing protein 6 (gene Bruce). The transcript has 21 exons. NCBI's taxonomy places the organism in Eukaryota, Metazoa, Arthropoda, Insecta, Diptera, Psychodidae. The record is from RefSeq and is a predicted model, not a curated record. Bases 376 to 14706 code for a protein of 4776 amino acids. Gene Ontology annotation, biological process: apoptotic process; regulation of cytokinesis; negative regulation of apoptotic process. Gene Ontology annotation, molecular function: cysteine-type endopeptidase inhibitor activity; ubiquitin conjugating enzyme activity. Gene Ontology annotation, cellular component: nucleus.